This is a messenger RNA of Liolophura sinensis, 2366 nucleotides long. RefSeq names its product cAMP-dependent protein kinase regulatory subunit-like. Lineage: Eukaryota; Metazoa; Mollusca; Polyplacophora; Chitonida; Chitonidae. The record is from RefSeq and is a predicted model, not a curated record. The coding region runs from base 788 to 2299 and encodes 503 amino acids. The transcript is spliced from 9 exons.
ACUAAUUUUCCCAAAUAGUUAGGAGUGUAAACAGAUGUAGAGAGGACAGAACCAUCCUUCGGCCCUUCGGUGUGAAUUUACGGUUUCCUAAAGGGAUAGUAAUUUAAAGAAAUAUUUCGAGGGAAGUGUGUGAAUGACAAUUGUGAGGUCCUCGACCUUGAGCAAGUCUGCAUAUAUCUAUGUAGGUUUGACUAUAACUUGGAUGGUACCGUCGUUAAUGCAAGGGUAUUCGGGAGCAAUCUGAAACGACCCCGAAUAGGUGUACGACCCUGAAAAGCGAUUUCAAAGGGUUGACUUUGUUUCGUUCUACGAUGGACAAAAAGUGCGCGUGAGCAACAACAAAUUGAAGCUCAGUGGGGUUUCUGGUGGAAGGAACUAGUAGUUGUAGCCAUCAAAAGUGUAAGCUACUCAUGCGCUAACCAGUUAUAACAGUUGCAACUAAAGGAGCAUUACUCCAGUGGAUCUUUGGGUUUAAGCGGGGAAAGACGGUUGUUUCAAGCAAGUUUUGACAGAGGAAUAACCAGUACCUUUAGGAUCAUUGGAUUGUGGAGAAAAAGGCGUUUUUUCGUCAAGGCAGUCAGGAGCUAUCUAAAAUACAUUCUGGACUGUUGCUCGAUGUAAGACUAUAUUUCAAGACUUAAGCAAGGGGACUGAAAAUGGAGGCAAUAUGAAUGUAAGCCCUAGGCCUACCUGACCAGGAGAAGGCAAGCAUUGAUUAUUGGCGAGAAAUUCAUUCUGAUUGAAAAAAGAUCAUAUCUUCCCUUACCCCCCCCCCCCCCUCCCCAAAAUGUCUACGGUUUACGAAAAGAUCGUUUCGGUCAUCUGCAAACCUCCAAGCCAGAGGACGGAUUUUGAAGCUCAGGAAAUAGUGCCGUGGUUUUUGACGAAAUCUCCAAUUUUUGCCUCGGUCAAACAAGAGAUCGUUAAAGACGUCAUCCGGCAAUGUGGGUUUCAGAGGUGUCAGAAAGAUGACGUCAUCAUUAAACAAGGAGACAACGGGGACACAUUGUACAUUGUCCUGAAGGGUGUGGUGUCCAUCUAUGUGAUUCAGGAUAAGGACAACAACGAGGAAGUUCUGGCGCAGGUCAACGCUACCUUGGAAAACCGCGUGCAUGACCUUGACCGCAGCGGACUUGGGCUCAAAGUCUGGACAACAGGCGAGGGCAAUGCCUUUGGAGAAAUCGCACUAAUAAAGCCCGACUGCAUCCGAACGGCUUCGGUAGUGAUCGAUGAAACCGCGGACCUGAUGGUGGUGGACCGGAACUUGUACAACCAGUCCGUCCGGGACGUUCUCGAGCAGGAGUUUAAAGCCAAAACCCGCUUUGUAGAGAACAACUCUCUCUUUCGGUCUUGGUCAGCACGCCACCGGAAGCAGCUAGCCAUCUCUCUGAGAAUGGAGCGCUGGGAAUUCGGUUCUCCUCUGAUCAGACAGGGCCAACCAGCCAACAGGGCCUAUUUCAUUCACAGUGGAGAAGUUGAAAUCAGCGUACACCCGGGACUUCACAAAUCUCAACUGCCAAAUAUGUGGGAGGAGAUGGAGACCAAACUUCCGGUACUCACAGAUAGUAUGAAGCCACCUCCCGGGAACAUUGCUCCACACGAGGAGAUGAAGCGACGGAAGAAUAACACAAGCAAACAACAAGAGAUCGGGCUGGUGGGAGAAAAUGAGUUUGUUGGCUGCCUGGAAUUCAGUCUCCGCCUGGACACUUAUGUGUACUCGGCCACUUGCACAGCGCCAACAGAACUGUUGGUUCUCAACAGAGAACAAUACGACAGGUUUUUUGAGAAACGCUACCCGGACACGAUUCCUGAAUUCCGGAAGCAGGUUGGCCUUCGAGUGGACUUGUAUCUACAGCGGAUACAGAAUGCGCCAUUGAUGGAGUACAUUUUGUUGUUGUUAGAAAACUCAUAUGUGCUAGGCAUGAUUGGGUCCAGAUCUGUUGGGCGGAAAUUUGAGGGGAACAACGUGACGACGAGAAGGUCACGAGGUCCGUCUGUUGGUGGCGCAGCUUCCUCCAACGCGGAAUCAGGGUCGUAUAACUCACUGAUGGACAAUCUACAGAGGCGGUACAUUAGCAAUCGGAUAUGUGAGCCCGACAACGAGACUGGGGAGUCCAGUCUCCAGAGGCUGGAAAGUCGGAUUGCUGAUUGGCUGGCGGCUAUGAAUGUCGGGAAGAAAAUGGAUGGACAGGCAAAAAUGGCUGCAGGAUCUGUGCAGAAGUUGAGGAGGUUUAAAGUAGGUGACGUCACAGAAACCCCGAGGCCAGGAAACAAAGUCAUCCAGUUGAAUGGAAAAUGACCCCAAGUGCUGACUGAAUCGGAAACGGAGAAGUCGGAAAGCGGAGGUGACGAGGUGACUUAUCGAC